This is a messenger RNA of Helicoverpa zea (corn earworm), 1137 nucleotides long. Its product is annotated as protein ALP1-like. The record is from RefSeq and is a predicted model, not a curated record. Bases 111 to 1025 code for a protein of 304 amino acids. Lineage: Eukaryota; Metazoa; Arthropoda; Insecta; Lepidoptera; Noctuidae. The transcript has a single exon.
UCAGCUGGCGGCGCUGGUUACGGUACCUACACAUUCGCUAUAAGUAAAUAAAUAAUAAUGUCAUAAAUAAUUACUGUUUAUUAACCUUGCAUUACAAAUACUAUAAUAUCAUGAAACGAGAUCUAUUUGAUUUUACAUUUCACAGGUAUUUGGCUACUGGGAAAUCAUUUGGUACGUUAUCCGAAGAUUUUCUAAUGGGGAAGUCUACGAUAUCUACAAUUAUUUCUGAAACCUGCUCAAUUUUAUGGGAAAUAUUAAUGCCACUGGAGUUACCACAGCCUACAGAAGAAAUGUGGAUAAAUAUAUCAAAUACAUAUUAUAAUAAAACAAAUUAUCCCAAUUGUUUAGGUGCUGUAGAUGGUAAACAUGUUCGGAUAAAAAAACCAGCUCACAGUGGUUCUAACUAUUACAACUACAAAAAAUUCUUUUCAAUCAUUUUAUUUGCCUUAGCUGAUGCUAACUGUUUAUUUACUGCUGUUGACAUUGGAUCUUGUGGCAGAGAAGCAGAUAGUAACAUAUUUAAAAACAGCAAUAUGGGCAGAAUGAUAACACUUGGACAGUUACAUGUACCAAAAUCUGCCAAACUACCUAAUUCAAGUGGACCCGCACAACCAUAUGUGUUUUUAGGAGAUGAAGCAUUUAGUUUGAAAUCAAAUUUUAUGAGACCUUACCCAAAUCGCAACUUGACCAUGGAACAACGCACAUAUAAUUUUCGCCACAGCCGAGCGAGAAAAUGCGUGGAAUGUGCAUUUGGUAUUUUAUCUAGUAAGUGGAGAGUAUUGCAUACAACCAUAAAUACUGAUGUCAAUAAUGCUAUUAAAAUUGUACAAGCCACAUGUCUGCUACACAAUUUUGUUCGUAGAAGAGAAGGCAUAAAUUUUGAAGAACAGUUAAGCACUUGUAACCUAAGAGAUGUACGAACAUCACUGUUAGUUGUUUCUACGUCGGGUCAGAGGGUGAGAGAGUUUUUCAAAGAAUAUUUCGUGAACGAGGGUCGGCUGUACUGGCAGGACAAAUACAUAUAAUGACGCUUUGUUUUAUUAUUUAUGUAGUGCUACUAAUAUAAUUAUAGAAGCUGUUGAUUUGCAUCCAUGCCAUAGUCAAACAACAAAUCAACAAAAAAAGGGUAGGUAAUUU